This is a messenger RNA of Neohortaea acidophila, 846 nucleotides long. RefSeq lists its product as uncharacterized. The transcript has a single exon. NCBI's taxonomy places the organism in Eukaryota, Fungi, Ascomycota, Dothideomycetes, Mycosphaerellales, Teratosphaeriaceae. The record is from RefSeq and is a predicted model, not a curated record. The coding region runs from base 135 to 650 and encodes 171 amino acids.
GAUUUGUUAUGUAGAGUCGCGCAGAGCGUCGUGAGCCAAUAGCCGUCUGAUUGUAAUCUUCAAAAUCAUGCGCACUACCUUGGUGGGCGCGGCGUGUCUUUGUUAGUCGAGGCGGGUUACCUUAUCCCGCAUCGAUGCUUGGGUGGAGAAGUCAGUGCACCGCCUGCAUCUGGCUCACUCGUCAACCCUCUCCUCUCGCUUUACCGCACCACCACCACCACCACCCCUCCUCCUACCCAUUCACCCUGCAGAGCACUGCAGACCCUCGUGCACUACCUUUGUCGUGUGCUGAUCCAUCUCUCGUCUAUCCCUUGCACUCCAUUUGUCUGCUCCUCCCAUUGCCCUCGUUGCCUCGCUCGCUGCAACCUCUGUGCUCCCACCAUUCCGCCGACGGCGAGCAAACCCUUCAUUACCCCAUCCAUUCCAUCCAUCGCUCAUCAUCAACGUUGUCGGACUCCAGGCGACCCACGGUGAGUCCCAAACUGCUCAUUUUUCCCCUUCCUUUCCACCGAUAUUCCCACCCUCGUCGGCUCUGCUCGCCUCUACGGCGUGCUUCCCACCACCCCUUGGACAAGAGCCGGGGAGGUUGCAACGAACGACCACAACAUCCCCUCAUGACUCCACACUACUCGAAAAUGUUGCCUUGCUAACGAAAUCCUCUUCAGACCGGACCUUCGACCUUGCCCUCACCGCUCCACCCUCCCCACCCCCAUGCCUAUGCGCCAACGAGUGAGCCCUUGAGCUCGAAGACUUGACUCGCUCCACAAACGACCCCCAUUACUCGGCAUCGUCCGAAAAGCAAAAAUCAAGAAGAAUCAGAGCACUACACACCGCAUCCAUGGAUGU